Conger conger (European conger) is the source of this 2918-nucleotide messenger RNA. It is a transcript of the gene pou1f1, whose product is annotated as POU class 1 homeobox 1. Lineage: Eukaryota; Metazoa; Chordata; Actinopteri; Anguilliformes; Congridae. Gene Ontology annotation, molecular function: DNA-binding transcription factor activity, RNA polymerase II-specific; RNA polymerase II cis-regulatory region sequence-specific DNA binding. Bases 1 to 978 code for a protein of 325 amino acids. The transcript is spliced from 6 exons. Gene Ontology annotation, biological process: regulation of transcription by RNA polymerase II. The record is from RefSeq and is a predicted model, not a curated record.
AUGACGUGUCAGACCUUCUCCAGCACUGACUCUUUCACCACCCUGGCGGGCGACUCCUCCACCCUUCCCCUGCUGAUGCACCACCCAGGGGCCGGGGACUGCCUGCCCGUCUCCUCCCACGCCGCCAACAUGGUGUCCGCAGUGCCCUCAGGCCUGUCCCUGGUACAGUCAUCCAAGCGCUCCCACAUGCACCUGUCCACCUCUGCCCUCAGCAAUGCCUCAGCCAGCCUGCACUACCCCGUGCCUCCCUGUCACUAUGGCAACCAGCAGACUACCUACGGCAUGAUGGCAGGUGGGCUGGGGCCGUGCCUGUACAAGUUUCCGGAACACAGCCUGGGGGCCAGUUCCUGCGCCCUGGGCCACAGCUUCCCCCCGCUGCCCCCGGCUGUUCUGACAGAGGAGCACACUGUGGGGGACUUCAAACAGGAGCUGCGCAGGAAGAGCCGCCCCCCCGAGGACCCCCCGGACAUGGACUCGCCCCAGAUCCGCGAGCUGGAGAAGUUCGCCAACGACUUCAAACUGCGCAGGAUCAAAUUGGGAUACACUCAGACCAAUGUGGGUGAGGCCCUGGCAGCAGUGCACGGGUCCGAGUUCAGUCAGACGACCAUCUGCCGCUUUGAGAACCUGCAGCUCAGCUUCAAGAACGCGUGCAAGCUCAAGUCCAUCCUGGCCAAGUGGCUGGAGGAAGCCGAACAGGCCGGGGCCUUGUUUAAUGAAAGAAUCGGCAUCAAUGAGAGGAAGAGGAAGAGAAGAACAACCAUCAGCCUGGGAGCUAAGGAGGCCCUGGAGAGGAACUUCAUGGAGAAGAGCAAGCCAUCAUCGCAGGAGAUUGUGCGCAUGGCGGAGGGGCUGCACCUGGAGAAGGAGGUGGUGCGGGUGUGGUUCUGUAACCGCAGGCAGAGGGAAAAGAGGGUAAAAACCAGCCUGCACCACAGCUCCUUUCACCACCUGGCCAAGGACAGCGCCACCUGCAGGUAGACCUCCACGAGAGUGUAUAGUCAUCUUUUUAAAUUAAACGUCCUUUUCAUGAAGAAAUUGCAUUUCACGUCUUCUGGAGGACUGUUAUAUGUAUGUUUCUGGGUGUCAUCCCAAUACCAGGGCUUAAUUAUUUAAUUAGCUCUAUCAUUUAUGUGAACUUACAUUUUUGUGUUAAGGUCACGGAUGAGAACUGACUGGUCUUGUGUAAAAUGUUUUUCUUCUCUCUUAUUGAUAUACACUCACUGAGCACUUUAUUAGGAACACCUGUAGACCUACUUAUUUAUGCGAUUAUCUCAUCAGCCAAUCGUGUGGCAGUGCAAUGCAUAAAAUCAUGCAGAUAUGGGUUAGGAGCUUCAGUUAAUAUUCACAUCAACCAUCAGAAUGUGGAAAAAAUGUGAUCUAAUUUUGACUGUGGCAUGAUUGGUUGGUUCCAGACGGGCUGGUUUGAGUAUUUGUGUAACUGCUAAUCUCCUGGGAUUUUCAUGCUCAACAGUUUCACUCAGAAAGGUGCAAAAACAAAAAAAACAUCCAGUGAGCGGCAGUUCUACGGACAGAAACGCCUUGUUAAUGAGAGAGGUGCGAGAAGAAGGUCGAAGCUGACAGGAAGGUGACAGUAACGCAAAUAACCAUGCACUACAACAGUAGUAUGCAGAAGAGCAUCUCUAAACACACAACACAACAAACCUCUAAGUGGAUAGGUUACAGCAAAAAAAAUAAUCCUAAUAAAUACCUAAUAUAGUGCUCACUGAGUGUAUGCAGUUAAUUGAGGCAAGGAAAUUGCCAUGGUAAUUUGUGGUUUCUGGAAGUCCAGAAACACACGGUGCCUGACUUAACAUGAACAGUACUGUAUCUCAUAUGAAAUCAUUAUUUAAUCUGACUGCAGUCAUAGGAAGUGAAUAGAAUACAUUUAUUUUUCAUGGCAUGCAUAUCUGUUUAUGAUAUGUUCUGAAGGUGAUAAAUUGGACCUCAACAGACAUUAAACAUAUUGAGAACAAGUAACUGCUUGUUGCAAUUUAGAGGUUGUAAUUAUGAAAGAAAACCAGCAUAUACUGUACAGAGGGACACCAGGACCAAACCUCUAACAUUGACCACAUGGAUCGCUCAUGAUCAAUGAUGUCCCUUGUCUCUCAGAACACAACAUAACGGCACCAGGAACCUGACUUGUUCAACAUAUUCAGAUAAAAUGCAUGGGUAAAUUAUGUAAUUGUCCUGGAUUCAAAUACUUUUCUAUGCUUUACACUGCUUGUCUGGUGUAUUGGAACCAAUGAAACACUCUCAAGUAGCACAAAACCGGCCUUAAUCGCACAUGGCAAGAUCAAUCCAGCACAGAAAAAUAUUUGAAUCCGAACAAUUACAUGAUUGACUCAGCCUUAACAGAUUACAAGGGAAGACCUACUGCAGGAAUUUAGCACGCAUUCCUCCCUGGAUUUCCAUCGAUUCUGUAAGUGUGUAUCUGGUUGUGUUCAAAUUUAUAGUAAUAUAUUUUACAGGAAAGUUGUUUUUGUAAUGGACAGUGUAAAGUAUUUUUGACGUUUUCCAAAGUUUUUUUCUUUUUCGAAAAUUGUACUAUUUUCUCUUUAAAUCAGUUUCCAAGUGCCUUUAAAAUGUACUUUCAUCGAUUUUUCUAUCUUGUGCACUGUAAUUCCAUUAGGACCAUGCCAAUGUAAAAUGCAUUAGAUUAAAUUAUUUCUCAGGGUCACUGCCAAAGAAAGAAUGAAUGAAACAACAAAGGUUCCUCUAUAAUACCUAAGACUAGUAAUACCUAAGAAUGAAUUGCCCUUGCUUGUUGUUUAAAGGCAGAAGUGUACUUGUUCAUGUGUAAAGAGAAGUAUUAAUGUGUAUGUUUUUAAAUGCAUUUUGUAGCAUGUCUGUUUUCCUUAAUUGUGUGUAUUAAGUGUAGUGUUUGGACUGCAAUGAAUAAAGGCAAGGGGGUGUCAAAA